UACCAGACUCAAUUGAGUAGUUCAGACUAGUACAAAGUUAUGUUUAUGACAAAUCAUGUUUGUACACUGGUUUAAUCUUUCAUUUUGUUAUCAAACGCAACCACCAAUGGCACUGCACUCAUUAAUCAAAAAAACAAUAAACCACCCCGCCCCCUCGCCCUGACUAUGCAAAUCGUGUAUCCAGCAACCACUCUUUAAUUCGGUGAUAGCAAAGGCCAAUCAUUAUCUACAGGCUUCGUGAUAGGUCACUUAAAUACUGUACGUUCUCACCAAUCAGAGUGAAUCAGAGGGUAUAAAUUGUGCUGAACCGCGCUGAAAUGUUAUACGCUAUUGCAUAGUAAAUAAACAAAUAAAUAAAUACUACUUUAGAAUGUCUGGUAGAGGUAAAACCGGCGGGAAAGCAAGAGCAAAGGCGAAGUCUCGUUCAUCCAGAGCAGGGCUGCAGUUCCCAGUCGGUCGUGUUCAUAGGCUGUUGCGGAAAGGAAACUAUGCUCAGCGUGUGGGCGCUGGAGCCCCGGUCUAUCUGGCCGCGGUGCUCGAGUACCUGACUGCUGAAAUCCUAGAGCUGGCCGGCAACGCUGCCCGGGACAACAAGAAAACCAGAAUCAUCCCGCGUCACCUGCAGCUCGCUGUCCGCAACGACGAGGAGCUCAACAAGCUGAUGGGAGGUGUCACCAUCGCUCAGGGCGGAGUGCUGCCCAACAUCCAGGCUGUGCUGCUGCCCAAGAAAACCGAGAAGCCAGCUAAGGCCAAGUAAACUGCUGCUGGUGUCUUGCGUCUGAAUACCGAAACAAAGGCUCUUUUAAGAGCCGCCCACACUUUCAAUAGAAGAGCAUCUUAAAAAUUAGUUUAACAGUUUAGUAAAUACCAGUAUCUUAUUUCGCUUGCAAUGAAAUGCGUUUAGCCUGUAUUACAUUGAU
Messenger RNA from Polyodon spathula (Mississippi paddlefish), 920 nucleotides. RefSeq names its product histone H2A-like. Gene Ontology annotation, molecular function: structural constituent of chromatin; protein heterodimerization activity; DNA binding. Gene Ontology annotation, cellular component: nucleosome. The coding region runs from base 371 to 757 and encodes 128 amino acids. The transcript has a single exon. NCBI's taxonomy places the organism in Eukaryota, Metazoa, Chordata, Actinopteri, Acipenseriformes, Polyodontidae. The record is from RefSeq and is a predicted model, not a curated record.